AUGGCUCGACAGAAACAGGCGGCUCCGCUCCGAAGGGAGCCUUCCGAUUUCGAGAGGUUGAACUCGCAGGAGCUCAAUGGCAGCGCAAAAGUGAGCAGUGGAGCUCUCAGAGCUCCUGCUCUGUCUACAGCUCUAUCCCAGCCAGGUCUCACACAGUUAUUGAUUUGUGUGGCUGGCAUCUACGCCUCCUUCCUCACUUGGGCCCUCCUACAAGAGCGCAUCACCACGACGUCGUACGGCUCCGUUGCUUCACCCGAGCGAUUCACAUAUGCCGUCUUCUUGAACACCAUCCAAUCAUCCUUUGCCGUGGUAGCAGGCUACGCCUACCUCCUGACGACUACCGCUAAAGACAACGCGACUACCUCCAUAUUUCCCUCGAAAUCUAUCUUCGUUCCUCUGGUACUAGUCGCAGUUACUUCCUCACUAGCAUCUCCGUUUGGCUACGCCUCACUCUCACAUGUCGACUAUAUAACGUUCAUACUUGCCAAGUCAUGCAAGCUGUUGCCCGUUAUGUUCCUCCAUCUCACAGUAUUUCGCAAAUCUUAUCCGUUGUAUAAAUAUCUGGUCGUAGCGCUUGUCACCGCGGGAGUUGCAGUUUUCACCCUCUAUCAUCCGUCUUCAGCUAAGAAAGCAUCAUCCACAAGAUCCGGCAACUCAGUGUGGGGCUUGCUCCUGUUGGGCAUCAAUCUCCUUUUCGAUGGCUUGACAAACUCAACACAAGAUCACAUCUUUAGCACAAACCGACAUUACACUGGCCCGCAAAUGAUGGUAGCGCAAAAUCUUUUGUCCACAGCCUUGACCACCUUUUAUCUGUUGGUAUCUCCCCUUCUCCCAGCCACGCUCUUUUUUGAACCUGCGGCCACUACAAACACCAAUGAGUUGGCUGCAGCUUUGGAUUUCAUCGCACGGCAUCCCUCUGUGUUUAUCGACAUCCUCUCAUUCGCAGCUUGUGGCGCUGUCGGCCAAAUCUUUAUCUACUACACUCUGAGUAAAUUCAGCUCGCUCCUACUCGUGACGGUGACAGUCACGAGGAAGAUGUUGACUAUGAUUCUCAGCGUACUGUGGUUUGGUCACAGAUUGACCGAGAUGCAAUGGGUAGGAGUUGCCUUAGUCUUUGGUGGAGUUGGCGCCGAAGGCUGGAUUCAAAGGAGAGAAAAAAUCGCGAAAGAGAAAAGAAAAGCGAACAAAGCAUCAUAG
Messenger RNA from Bacidia gigantensis, 1197 nucleotides. RefSeq lists its product as uncharacterized. NCBI's taxonomy places the organism in Eukaryota, Fungi, Ascomycota, Lecanoromycetes, Lecanorales, Ramalinaceae. Gene Ontology annotation, cellular component: Golgi membrane; endoplasmic reticulum membrane. The coding region runs from base 1 to 1197 and encodes 398 amino acids. The record is from RefSeq and is a predicted model, not a curated record. The transcript has 2 exons. Gene Ontology annotation, biological process: UDP-galactose transmembrane transport. Gene Ontology annotation, molecular function: UDP-galactose transmembrane transporter activity; UDP-glucose transmembrane transporter activity.